Messenger RNA from Angiostrongylus costaricensis, 537 nucleotides. NCBI's taxonomy places the organism in Eukaryota, Metazoa, Nematoda, Chromadorea, Rhabditida, Metastrongylidae. The record is from the annotation of a GenBank genome assembly.
AUGGACAAUCAUUUCAAAAUGAACUAUCUAUUAAACUCUCUUUAUGGGAAGGCUAGAACAUUCAUCAAGCAGUACGAAAUUUCACGCGAACCUUAUCUCAUAAUCAUAGGUCAUCUAAAGGCCACGUAUGGCAAUAAGCAAGCCGUCAUAAAUCAUUUAUUGAGCAGGAUACACAGAGCACAAGCAAACAGCGAGCGACUAGAAGACCAAGAAGGAGAAAUAAACAUGUAUGGCUUCAGGAUAGAGCACCUGAUGGCAUUCUUAAAAGAAUGCUUGAGCUGCUCAAUCUUCAGAUGGUCUGGAAAGUACUACACUCAAAUAAGAGGGUUGGCAAUGGGACAACGACUGGCUCCAAGCCUUGUCAUUGCAUUUAUGUCUAAGGUGGAAGCACCGGUGACUGAUCUCGGGCCGCUACUCUACUGUAGGUAUGUAGACGACUGCUUUGUCCUUUGCUCAACACAAGAGGAAAUGGACAGAUGCUUCGAAUUGUUAAACGCACAGUCAGAGUAUGUCAAGUUCACCCGAGAAAAGCCGUAA